UGGUUUGAUGUUAUUCUAAUUUAAAGGGCCUUUAGGGUAGCGUUGUCAUGGAAACGUUGAGUAAACGGGUGCUAAAAGUUAGUUAUCCAGGAUAGGCCUACUUUCAGAGAAACCUCAGUUUGAGCUAGCAAGUUGUUUUUUUAUGGACAGCUAUGUCACUGUCCAAGCUGAACUAUAAUGGAGAGAGAACAGCGAACUAAACUAGCUAGUACAUGCUAAUACAGUCGUCCAGCCGAGCCGAGUCAUGUCGGGCAACAGUCUCCCGCCGCCGCAGCAUUUGCCACACUGGCCCAGAAUCGGAUGUCUCGGGAAACCUGGCCURCCGCGACAUUUACCGGCGAACCGACCACAGCAGCGUCUGCCUGCCGUCCCGCUGACGGACGGAGACGUGGCGGUGGGGGUCGCAGGGAGGUCCAGUCUCAGCGACGAGAACCCCCGCGUGGCAUCGCUGCAGAGGAAUAUCCGGUUUCUGCAGCGACAGCACGAGGACACUCUGGAGAAGCUCCACGCAGAGAUAGACUACCUCAGGAGGGAAAACAAAGAAUUGCAGUAUAAAAUGAUUAUGGAGCCUCCAAGUAGAAAAGUUUUGUUGCAUGUGCUCCCUGUAGGAAGGACGCACGACCCACGAGACAAAAGACCACCCGCUCAGGGUGGUGAAGCCCACGCUGCACUCUGUCUGGAGGGGCCACUGCAGGACACACGACCGCUGAAAGACCAGGUUUUUAGAAAUAGCUUUGAAGAAGGCAGUAAAGCUCAGCAGGACCGUGGCACAAAGAUGAAGGAGCACCUCGUCACUUCCUUACAUCCUCUACGAAUUCACAGCGGUCUCUCUCGUCCUCCGCGAGCCCCCACCCUACAGGAGUGUGAGGUCAUCAUCCGCCAGCUUUACAAUGCAAACAGUUUGCAGUCUCAGGAAAUUGUUCGUGUGAAGGCGCUGCUGAGAGAAAUUGUUUUGUGCAAGAAAAUCACUCCAGAAAACUACAUUCUGACCAAGUCAUACCUCACUGAUGGAACUAGGAAAUCUGUAGAAGACAAGAAGUUUCCCAAACUCAGUCUCCAGUCUUUUCCAGAGAACAUGUCAGGAACGGCUCAGUCGAGGGUUGUCCUCCCAGCCCUCACGCAGAGCCUCAGCUCCAGCAUCGCAGACAGACAGAGGAGGACUCGCGCGAUGCAGAAAGAUCGACUGAAAAGGACUUUGUGGUGACUGAUUGAAACCAACACACCAUCAGGCUUAGACAUCAGACAAUCAUAAGUAUGUAUGAUUUUUACAAAUUGAUUUGUAAUGGUUUAAAUAUGUAAGACGAAUGUUUUGGCCUGCCAAAGGAAGAAAAGCUGACGAUGGCUCAGUCUAUGUAUACCAGUAAAGCAUGACAAUAAACCAGCAUGUUUAAAACCUUAAAUGAUGUCGGUCACCAGUGAUACACCUGUGUUUUUCCCAGCUAUGACGUAACAAUUUUUAAGCUGUUAAAUAAGUCUGUGGCCCAAUUCUGUUCUCCACCCUGAUGCCUAAUCCCUGCAUCGUCACACACGUUAUUGUCGUCACAGCUGAAGUGCUUCACCGUUGAGUUCAGAUGGGUUGAAAUGGAAUUCUAAGGGCUGAGCAGGGCAUAAUGUUGUGACCAAACACAACUGUUUGAAACUAUGUGUCAACACUUAUAAUAAGUCAAACCACAGACUUGAGCUAUGGACUUUCAGUUUGCAUCAAUCUUUGGCAAACAAACCAAAGGAAAUCUUUACCUUUUAGCAAACCAAAUAUCUAAUUAUGAAUUAAAGAUGUUGACACUUGAUCACGAAUACAAAAAAAAWUAAUAAAAAAUGAGAACUGUUUUGCUAUAAUACUACGUAUCUUCAGAUCCUUUGGAGUGAUCAGUUUGUGCAAAGUGAAUUAGAUUUUGUGCAGACAGAAAAGAGUGCCUACAAGUCAUCAUCAAAACCUUCYUAGAAAGAUUUCAGAAGGGGACAACCCUAUGGUUUCACACGUUUCUUGAAAAUCUGCAUUAUUUCAAAAUACUUAUUCACUGAGUGAAAAGGUUGAAAUUGGGCAACAAUGUUACCCCUCAAAAGCAUUGUCUGUGCUAGAAAAAGAUCAUUUUGUCUAUCAAACAAGGCGUUAUAGAAUGUUUAGGUGAUUUAAAAAAAUCCAUAAAAAAUGUUUUUAGGAGAAUCCAUUGGGAGUGAAUAAUAUAAAACUAUUUUAACAUGAAAAUAUCACUUACUCUAUGAGAAUAUGCACUUUAUGUCUUUGGAUCAAAUUGCUCAAGUCCACCAGCUUCUGUAAUCGCCCAGAAUGGAAACACUCAAAUUUAGCUGUCACUGCUURUUUACUAUAUUUAAAAAAAAAGGAAUGAAUGAAAUAGAAUUAAGUAUGCAACUUUCCCGAUGAAUGUCAAUAAACCUGCUGUUAAUAAAA
Molecule: messenger RNA, 2410 nt
Organism: Austrofundulus limnaeus
Lineage: Eukaryota; Metazoa; Chordata; Actinopteri; Cyprinodontiformes; Rivulidae
Gene: ccdc74a
Product: coiled-coil domain containing 74B
Exons: 7
Coding region: 245-1204 (319 amino acids)
Source: RefSeq, a predicted model, not a curated record